CCAUUUGGGACGCAUGCACUAUUGAGUCAUCGCCGGCAACGUGACGCUUGUGUCACGAGAGAAGCCGAGCUGUUUGCUAUGAAAAAUGUAGGAAGGAACUAUCAAGAAAGCAUUGAGAACUGUGGGAAAUGUAGCAUGAAAUGAUAAAGAGGCCAAUUUAAAUGUAGGAGGUGCUUUGACAUGCAUGGUAUGGAAAAUAUAGGAGAGACUGAUAAACAGACGACAGGAGGAUAGCUGCAAAUCUAUCUGGGGACUUCAAAGCUGUUUCAAAGAGCAGUCAGAAGAUCCCUGACAGUGGCUAUAAAUGACAGCUAGAAAGAGCAUCCACGACACGAGAGUGCUGCAGCCAUUUGAAAAUGUGUGUCAAUAUCGAAUAGAUCAUGCACUUGAAGCUUAGCCCGAGUCCCAAAUCUGCUUGUGCUGUCUUGCAAACUCCUAUGUCAUUGUCAAUAAGAGUUGGCACGACAGCACCAACAGAACUAGGACUCAGGCUAACUUGUGGCUAUACUCCGUGGUAAAUUUUGAGGAUGGAUGACCCACUUGACUGAUGAGGUCAGUACCUUGCCCUUCAAAGUGCAUUCUAUAAAACAUGCAGAUAGGCAUUGUGUAUAGAUAGUAGAGUAGCACAAAUGACAUAUAGGCAAAUAAGUAUAGAGCAGAAAAAUAGCUCUUUCCCUGGUUCACCUUUUGGAAAGAUCCCAGCAGUCGCAUGGCGUGACUGACUCCCUGAAUAAUGGAAUAGGUUGGUGGGUUGGGUAGUGACUUUGACUGAAGCUCAGGGAUUUUGUUCCUUUUCAAUUGGAAAUGAAAACGUAAAAAAAAAAAAAAAUGUUCACCUGUAAUCAACAAAAGUUAUUGUAUGCCACUAAAUUACAGUAAGACUGUCAUUUUAGUGUCACUAAUAUUUAACAUGUUCAGAUUAUUGUUAUUAGAUUAUAAUGGGAUGACAACAGCAACAGAUUAUGGUUUUCAUCUGAAUAAAGAAAUGAUAUAAUAACGGUAAUCGUCUGUUCCUGUUACAGUGAAUUAUUCUGGUUGCCAGAUCUGUUUGUGCUUGAUCCAACUCCUUUCUGUUUUGGCACGACAACGACCAAGCAGUUGGCUAAUGGAUGAGUACUGUAUAUUUGGCAACCAGGCUGGCAGUGUUGGGAGGGAUUGUUAUGUUUCAGCACUGGGAGGUGCUUGAGGAGAUCAUUGUGUAUGUUUCAGCAUUGGGAACUGUUUAGGGAGAUCAUUAUUGAGGUUUUAGAACUGGGACAUGUUUAAAGAGGUCAUUGUGUAUGUUUCAGCAUUGGGAACUGUUUAGGGAGAUCAUUAUUCAUGUUUUAGAACUGGGACAUGUUUAAAGAGGUCAUUGUGUAUGUUUCAGCAUUGGGAACUGUUUAGGGAGAUAAUUAUUGAGGUUUUAGAACUGGGACAUGUUUGAAGAGGUCAUUGUGUAUGUUUCAGCACUGGGAAGUGUUUAAGGAGAUCACAGAGGUGUUUAUCUUGGUGCCAGCCCUGGUGGGACUGAAAGGCAACCUGGAGAUGACACUGGCAUCCAGACUGUCUACAGCAGCGAACACUCGGCAGCUGGAUGAUCCAAAGCAGCAGUGGAGGAUAGUGUGUAGCAACCUGGCUCUCAUUCAGGUCCAGGCCACAGUGGUGGGUUUCCUGGCUGCGGUAGCUGCAGUGGGGUUGGGCGCGAUGACCAGGGGUCGUGUAGACCUGCUGCAGGCUGCUGUUUUAUGUGCCAGCAGCAUCACCACAGCCUUUGUAGCAGCCCUGUCAUUGGGCCUGGUGAUGGUGGGAGUGAUCAUUGGCUCCAGGAAACUGGGAAUCAACCCUGACAACGUGGCCACGCCCAUCGCUGCCAGCCUGGGUGACCUCAUCACCCUCUCUCUGUUGGCUGGGGUCAGCAGCUUCCUCUUCCGGUUUAAAGAGAUGUGGUACCUGCCUGCUCUGGUGUGUGGCUUUUUCCUGGUUCUCAUUCCGCUGUGGGUGGUCAUCGCCCGGCACUCUCCUCCAAUCAGAGAGGUGCUGAGGUCUGGGUGGCAGCCCGUCAUCAUGGCCAUCUCCAUCAGCAGUAUUGGGGGCCUGAUACUGGAUAAGACAGUGAGCGACCCGAACUUUGAGGGCCUGGCGGUGUUCACUCCCGUAAUCAACGGUGUGGGAGGUAACCUGGUAGCCAUCCAGGCCAGCCGCAUCUCCACCUACCUACACUACUGGAGUAUGCCAGGGUCCCUGCCUUUCCAGAUGACACAACACUGGCCUGGCCCCUGCCUGACCUUCUGCUCCUCAGGGGUCAACUCCAAGUCAGCGAGGGUUCUAGUCUUCCUGGUAGUUCCGGGUCACCUGCUUUUCCUCUACACCAUCCACUUACUGAAUGGCGGCCAUGGCGCCCUCAGGCCUGCCUUUGUCUGCCUUUACCUGUGUGCGGCCCUGCUACAGGUUGUGAUUCUGCUGUACCUGGCUGACCUAAUGGUGCGCUGGAUGUGGCGGAGGGGGCUGGACCCGGAUAACUACUCUAUCCCGUACCUCACGGCUCUGGGGGAUCUGUUGGGGACCGGCUUCCUGGCCCUGAUCUUCAGGGCCAUUCAAUCUAUACCAGCCCACCAUGUCUAGUGCGACUGAAGUUAAGAUUUAACAACGUGGCCUACACACUGUAGUUUCACAGGCCUCCGACAACCACCAAGCUUGGCUCCACAGAAGCCCUGUUUAUGCCUGCCGUUAACAUACGUCCUUCGUCCUGAUCUUGUCCGUUUACACUUAUAAGAUCUGAUCACAAUGCGUCUUUUAAAAGUCUACACAAUCAGAAUGUGGAAAAGAUCAGGGAAAAGGCGGCAUGUUAGAACCAGGUAUCAACAGGGCUUAAGAAAUGAAUGCUGAUAAGGGAGAUGCUGUAUACUGUAGCUCGACAGUCUUUCAGCACCCAGUAACCACAUAGAAGCUACCUGUUGAGAUGGCCUCUGUAAACGCUUUAAUGGUAAAAUGGCAAAUGCACUGUACCAAAGCAAUAAUGUUGUCUGCGCUUGUUUGUUUGCUGACUGUCUAUACAUUUAUCCUUAAGCUCAAAAAUGGUUCACUUGUGAGUUUAGUCACAAUAAAUGUACUAAUGCACUCACGGGAUAUACACACUAUAAACCAAUAGAGGACAUGGGAUAAAUCCAUGUGUCACAAUUUCAAUGAUCGACCACUGCUAUUUUCAUUUGUGCCUUUAAACCAUUACUGUAGAAACUACAGGAGUCAUGUGCAGUAUUUAUUUUCUUAUUAUUAGUCAAGUAAUGACAUCGGCAAUGUUGCUUGAUCGGCAAUUAGUCUGCUGCAGUGAAUUGGUUUGAAAGUGAAUGUUUGUAUCAACGUCUCUAACACAUACUGUACCACUGUUGCCCACAUUUUGUUAUAACUUUUUUGUGCCAAAAGUGUUAUGCUUAUCUCUUCAAAUAAAUGGGUCCUUUUAAGUAAAUUAAUAUAUACUUUUAAAAACAGGCUUAAAUCACAUUUGAUGCUCUGCAAUGACACAAACAAUAUAACUUUCACCAAAGAUUUCAACAGUUCGACAUGUUGACUUAGUAUGUAUGUGUUAGUGUAACCGAUGUGAAAUGGCUAGCUAGUUAGCGGUGGUGCGCGCUAAUAGCGUUUCAAUCGGUGACGUCACUCAC
Messenger RNA from Salvelinus sp. IW2-2015, 3641 nucleotides. RefSeq names its product solute carrier family 41 member 1-like. Gene Ontology annotation, molecular function: monoatomic cation transmembrane transporter activity. Gene Ontology annotation, cellular component: plasma membrane. Lineage: Eukaryota; Metazoa; Chordata; Actinopteri; Salmoniformes; Salmonidae. Gene Ontology annotation, biological process: monoatomic cation transport. The record is from RefSeq and is a predicted model, not a curated record.